AUGUAUUAUUGUGAAGAUUGUGAUACGUUCUUCGACAAUCAACAACAGAAUGCGUUAGAACGUGCUACUGAAUGGGUUGUACAUCGUUUGGAAGUUCAUGGGACGGAAUUUAAAGAGAAUUGUGCUACUAUUAUUGAAAAAAUUUUUGCUUCUCCAACUCAUCAUCCAUAUUUGACCACAAUUAAGCGUGAAAAACAAGAAAUUUUGUCGGACAAUGAAGAUAAUACUGAAGAAGACGAUGUUGAGUGGAAGGUCUAUAAGAAGAGGAAGGAUGAGGACGAUUCGUUUAACCCUUCACCUAAGAAAAAUGGCAAAAAGAGAAAGAAGAUGAUGGUUAAGAAGAGUAAUAGUUGUGCUGGGGGAAGUGGUGGGGGAAGUUCUGUUAAAGUUAAAAAAGAAAUUUGA
Messenger RNA from Meloidogyne enterolobii, 405 nucleotides. The record is from the annotation of a GenBank genome assembly. NCBI's taxonomy places the organism in Eukaryota, Metazoa, Nematoda, Chromadorea, Rhabditida, Meloidogynidae.